AUGCAUCCUAUCUCUCACGGCAAAAACAUCGUUCGUGAGGUAAAACUGGCACAUCAACUAGGAACAAUGCUUUCAAUUGUCGACACCAGGUUGGGUUCGGUCUCGGCCGAGUGUCUAGAGAGGUUUGCUGCUUUGGCACUCAGUUGUUGCCAUGACAAGCCAGAAGACCGGCCGUCUAUGCGUGUUGUAGUGAGGGAGCUGGAGAACAUACUGAACAUGAUGCAUGAUGAUAGUGGCACCUUGUGUUCCAACUUGUCUCCAAGCUCGAGCACCGGACUUCCAUCCUCACCGACGUCGACAUCAGCAUCGGCAUCGUACAUUGCCCGAGACCAGUUUGCAUCGGGAAGCAUUUCGGGGAGCGAUCUCAUCAGUGGCGUUGAGCCAGCCAUCAGACCUCGCUGACAUAAUCUCUGCUUACUUCUUGUAACUAUGCUCUUGCAAGUUCUAAUAUGUGCUUAGCCAAUGUUUGUAGGAUUCAUAGCUCUCUAACGCGUUAUUCAAUAAGUUUCUAAACGUUUGCUUGUAUCUAGUACGAUCACGAACUUUUAAUUUUUUGUCGAUGCUUUUUAAAAUUUA
Cucurbita pepo subsp. pepo (vegetable marrow) is the source of this 576-nucleotide messenger RNA. The record is from RefSeq and is a predicted model, not a curated record. NCBI's taxonomy places the organism in Eukaryota, Viridiplantae, Streptophyta, Magnoliopsida, Cucurbitales, Cucurbitaceae.